CGUCGCGCCGGCACGGGUCGGUAUGGGCGCGCGCGCGCGCAGUGCGCCUGCGUACAGACUGAAGGCGGCUUCCCAGUGGCCUCGCGUUAGUUAUGGCGUCCGGAGUGGGCACAGUCGGGUUGGACUGAUCUUUGGACCCGCGAAGAACCUUCCCUGACCCACGGACGUAACCUAGAAACUGUUAGCAGUGUUUGAAGAUGGCCCUGAACUGUAUGACGCAGUCCGCCGGCGAUCACGGGAGCAGGAUGGUCCACCGCUGUUCCCAAGGCGACCUCGGCCAGUGCGCCUUAGCGUUGGCGAUGGUCUCUGGAGACAGCCCCCUGGUUGGCAGACCUGAGCCACUUUAUCCCGGACCUCGGCAGGCGGAGCGACUGAGCGUUGGCUCAGAAGGCCGUGGAAUGCCUCGUGGCCAGAACCCGGCCCACCCUGUAAAGGGAAGAAAACUGAAGGUUGGGAGUCGAAUGGACCCAACCAGAUUCUCACCUUACCUGAUCCCCAGAGGACUCAGUCUGUUAGGAAAUAUGUUGCAGUAGCGUUUGGUUGCAUUUGAAAGGGUCUCAACCCGAAUUUCAGCUUAAGAAGAAUGCUUCCACUUGCUUAGCUUGUGAACAAGGCCGCUCUAACAGUCAUUUCUUGGUGUAACGGCAGUUUUAUUUCUUUAAAAAGAUGUAUUUUCAUUUUAUUAUAAAAAAUGUAUGUAUGCCUUUGUAAUACUGCCUGACUCAAAGGAAACUACUUUUAAUCAAAUGUAGCUGGAGUAAGAGGAGAUAGAAGUUUUCUUUUUAGCUGGGCAGUAAUCCUAUAAUUCGUCCUUUGAUUCCCAUUAGUUGAAACUUAUAAUUCGAGUUUCUUUCCAUAGCUGCCUUCCUCUUUACCUCAGACUCUUCCUUUAACUUGUGUUGGUUUAAAAAAAAGAAAUGUACCUUUUUAUUAAA
Cavia porcellus (domestic guinea pig) is the source of this 935-nucleotide messenger RNA. RefSeq names its product chromosome unknown C11orf71 homolog (gene CUNH11orf71). The record is from RefSeq and is a predicted model, not a curated record. Lineage: Eukaryota; Metazoa; Chordata; Mammalia; Rodentia; Caviidae.